Molecule: messenger RNA, 1843 nt
Organism: Batrachochytrium dendrobatidis JAM81
Lineage: Eukaryota; Fungi; Chytridiomycota; Chytridiomycetes; Rhizophydiales
Exons: 7
Coding region: 377-1672 (431 amino acids)
Biological process (GO): protein phosphorylation; cellular response to oxidative stress
Molecular function (GO): calcium/calmodulin-dependent protein kinase activity; ATP binding
Source: RefSeq, a predicted model, not a curated record
UCUCAAUAUACCUACACAUCUACUUCAGCUCCAUCAAAAAAUCAACCGUUCAAACUUUGAUAUACUUUUAUCUCAUUAGACUUUUUAAAGAGUUUUGAUUUCGCCACUUAUCAAUAUCUGCUACAUCAACUCUAGGAUACCCAGCACACUUUGUUUAGCUCAAACAAGAUCCACUAUAUUUAGUCCUCUUGGAAAAUACCAAGAAAUUAACGCCGAAAAUUUGGUUUGUGGUACAACAGCAGUCGAAAAAAUCUAGCUAUUGAAAACUAAAAAGCGAGUCUGAAAACAGCAGUCCAAAACUUCAAAAGUAAAAAGCAGCACCUCAAAACUUUUAAACAAACUACCACACUUCUUUUCUUUAAAAUCAACAUCAGCAAUGAAAGCAUUCUUGGAAAAGUACGACAUGCAGCAUACAAUCGGAACUGGAGCAUUUUCCGAAGUAAAGCUAGCAGUUGAGCGCAGCAAUGGUCAAAAAUAUGCCAUUAAAGUGAUUGACAAGGCAAAAUGCAAGGGAAAGGAGGGCAUGAUUGAAAUGGAAGUCAACAUUCUCAAACGUGUCCGUCAUCCCAACAUUGUUCAGUUGUAUGAGAUGUACGAGUUUAAUGACAAAAUCUAUCUUGUCAUGGAACUUGUUACGGGUGGAGAAUUGUUUGAUGAGGUUGUGGGACGAGGAAAGUAUACAGAAAAGGAAACAGCAAAAACGAUUCAGCGUAUUCUUGGUGCUAUUGAUUACCUCCACGCACUUGGUAUCGUUCAUCGUGAUCUAAAACCCGAGAAUCUUUUACUUUCUGAAAAGGGCAAGAGCAGCAAAAUCAUGAUUAGCGAUUUCGGUCUAUCGAAAAUCUUCAACGAUGUCGAGGUGAUGAAAACUGCAUGCGGAACUCCUGGUUAUGUUGCUCCCGAGGUUCUUCGUCGUCAAGGCUAUGGCAGAGAGGUGGAUAUUUGGUCAUUAGGAGUCAUUACGUAUAUUUUACUUUGUGGAUAUCCUCCAUUUUUCGACCCUAAUAAUGUGGAGCUAUUCAAAAAGAUCAUGACGGGUAGAUUUGAGUUUGAUUCGCCAUGGUGGGAUAACAUUUCAGACAAGGCCAAAGACUUUGUUCGUCGAUUGUUAGUUUUAGAUCCCAAGCAACGCUAUACCGCUGCACAAGCACUUAGUCAUCCUUUUAUUCUUGAAUUUGGAGGACCCUCGGAACCACUUUGGACAGCUUCUAAUGUGAGCGCAUCAACCGAGUUUGCAGUCAAGCCUGUGCAAACUGUUCCUUUACCCCAACCACAGCAACGGCCAGCGAGUCAGCAGACAAAGCAACCGCCUUCUUCACAAACACCUACCCAACAACGAUCUCAAAAUGCACGACCUGUGCAAAGUACUCCAACUCCUCCACCCUCUGUAUCAACAGACAACACGACUGUUUCUACAACAGUUCCAUCACGAAAAGAAACCACCUCAUCCAACAAGCAAAAGUACUCUGAGCCUCGUCCUCUGAGUGCCAAAUCACCUUUAGACGACAGUGGUAUUGUCACAUCCAACGAGAAACUUUCACAACAGAAUGGGGCACCCAAUGGUCAUUUGAAAGAUGCUCGUGGGUCUUACUUUUCUACAAAGAUACAUCGCAUUACUUCUUGGUUCAAAACUGGCGUUACAUUACAUCCUGGUCAAAAACACCGUAGUUAGUGGUGUUGCCUGAUUCAUGGUUAUAUCAAGUUGUUUCCCUUCACCUUUUGCCUGAUCCUCUAAAGAUCUCAAUCUAGCUUUGCACCACUUGCAAGUUGGAUUGAAACCUCGAUGAUCAUGGCAACACCAAUUUUUUUUAGAUGCAUUCAAAAUGAACCAGUAUUUACAACC